This is a messenger RNA of Racocetra fulgida, 170 nucleotides long. Lineage: Eukaryota; Fungi; Glomeromycota; Glomeromycetes; Diversisporales; Gigasporaceae. The record is from the annotation of a GenBank genome assembly.
AUGGAAUGGUUUGCAUAUCAAUUCUUCAUCCACCUGGUGACGAUCCGAACAUGUAUGAAAGCUCUUCUGAGCGUUGGUCACCAGUUCAAAGUGUCGAGAAAAUUCUAUUAAGUGUUGUUAGCAUGUUGGCUGAACCAAAUGAUGAAAGUGGCGCCAAUAUUGAAGCUUGU